AUGGUACAUCUUUACUGGACUGAUGCAGGGACCAAUCGAAUAGAGGUGGCAAAAUUAGAUGGACGGUACAGAAAAUGGCUUAUUUUUUCUCUACUGGAUCAACCAGCGGCUAUUGCUGUCAAUCCAAAACGUGGGCUCAUGUACUGGACUGACUGGGGAAGGCAGCCCAAGAUUGAAUGUGCCUGGAUGGAUGGACAACAAAGACAAACUUUGGUCUCCGAAGACCUUGGCUGGCCAACAGGUCUUUCUAUUGAUUAUUUGAACAAUGAUAGGAUCUAUUGGAGUGAUUCCAAAGAAAAUAUUAUUGAAUCUAUGAGACAUGAUGGGACAGACAGAACCACAGUAUUACAUGGAGUAGGCAGUCCAUACAGCCUUGAUGUCUUUGAAGGCCAUUUAUACUGGAUAGCUAAAGAACGAGGAGAAGUCUGGAAAAAAGAUAAAUUUGGAAAUGGAGAAAAAGUAAAAGUUCUGACUGUAAAUCCAUGGCUUACUCAAGUGCGCAUCUAUCACCAGCAUAGAUACAAUCAGUCAGUGCCUAAUCCUUGUAAAGAUGUCUGCAGCCAUCUCUGCUUGUUGAGACCAGGAGGAUACACUUGUGCUUGUCCUCAAGGGACUCGGUUUGUAGAAGGCAGCAGCACAGAGUGUGAUGCGGCUAUUGAAUCCCCUCCCACAAUGCCACCAGCGUGCAGGUGCAUGUAUGGAGGAACGUGCUAUAUAGAUGAAAGCGGCCUUCCAAAAUGCAAAUGCUCUUAUGGCUACACUGGAGAUUAUUGUGAAAUAGGAUUGUCAAAGGGAGUCCCUCCUGGAACAACAGCAGUAGCAGUGCUGUUGACAGUCAUACUAAUCAUAAUAAUUGGAGUGUUAGCGGUUGGAGGCUUCUUUAACUACAGACGGACAGGUUCCAUUUUACCAGCACUUCCCAAACUACCAAGCUUAAGCAGUCUUGUAAAAUCAGCUGAAAAUGGUAAUGGGGUAACUUUCCGAUCUGGUGCAGACGUAAGCAUGGACAUAGGAGGUUCUGUUUUUGAAGGAGACUCUGCUAUAGACAGAGCAAUGCAAAUGAAUGAAAACUUUGCAGUAGAGUCAGGGAAACAACCAAUAACAUUUGAAAAUCCAAUGUAUGCAACCAGAGAUAGUGGAGCUGGUGGAACCAGUGAAGUUACAGUCAUUCAACCAACACAGGUAGCAGGAUCUGGUAGUGUGGAAAAUGAAAAUUUUGAAAAUCCUGUGUAUGCCUCUACAUUAUCUGCCAGGCCAAAAGAACCUCCUCCAAGUACAGACACACCUCAGGAAUCAAAGUGGAGUUUCUUCAAGAGAAAAAUGAAACAAAACACUAAUUUUGAAAACCCAAUAUACGCGGAGAUGGAAAAGGAACAGCAACAGGACACAGAAAAUAUCCCUCCUUCCUCUCCUUCACUGCCUCCCAAGAUUACUCUGAAGAGAGACCAGCCAUUAGCUUAUACAGCAACAGAGGAUACAUUUAAAGACACCGCCAAUCUUGUUAAGGAGGACUCUGUUGUAUAAGUAGGUAACUGAUUUAGGGAAAAUGAGACACAUCCAUUUGCACAUAUAUUUUUUAUAAACAGAAGAGUAAGGUUCACAUUCAAAUGCUUUAUAAAAAUAUAUACAUCUUUUAGUCAGUGGCUGGAGAUGUAUGUUGAAACUAUGCCUUGUUUUUUGACAAAUGCCAAUUACUAUUUUUAUGAACAAGUAUCAUGGUGUACUAUAUGUAUAUCUUUGCACUGAACCUGUCUGAAAGUAAUGUUAUAAAUAUAUUGUAAAUUUGUAAAUUUUUCAAAGAUUAUCUUGCUUUUUUUGCUAGUAGAAAUCUGUAUGGAAUUGGUUGCAUAAAGAUAGGGGUAAAUUCAUUGUAUAGGGGCUUAAAAAUACCAACAAGGUGAGUAUAGGAGCGUUACUGAUUUACAGGAUCUUUUGCAUGUAUAUUUAUAACAGUACCUUUUAAAACUUCUACUGGUGCUCUGGGCAUCCUUACCACCUAUUUUUAUCUUCUGCUGGAUGUAGGAAUGAGUGUCUCUGUUUAUCUUGUGUUAAACAAAAGUCAACGCAGCAUCAUUAUGCUGAAUAGCUAUCUGUGCAGAAUGUUGUUCUUAUGUUUUAACUGCCUGGGAUAAAACAAUCCAUUAGACAUACUUUUCCACCAGGAUCCAAUUAAAACCACUCAAUUAAUAGUGUUCUUUAAAAGAUUUGAUAUAUUUAGAUUUUAGUGUCAUGAGUACUUAAUUUAAUGAGAUUCUCUCCUGUACAUCAGUGGAAUAGCUCUGUUCUUAGCUGGAGUCUCUGGAAGUUAUUUGUACUAUUAAAUGAAGUAGCUAGAUUUCUGUAACAGCUUAUUUCUAAACAGCAAAAUACAAAAGAUACUGCUUCAUUUAAGAAAUGAUUCAGGUUUUUUAAUGUGAAAAUUUAAUUUUAUUGAUAUUUAUUUCCAGAGGUGGACAUUAAUAGAAAGGGAAACAAUUUCUACUAAUGCAGUCUUUGUAGUUAAUCUGCUUAUUUUGAUAACCUUUUAUCAGCAUAUACUGUAUGUCUUACCAGUUUUUCUAUUAAUUAGCCAAGGUAGUUUCCACAGUGUGAACAGUUUGAGGAAACUUUGAGUACCACUACAGGAACAUGUAGCAUUUCUAACUAGUUACUCAUACAAUUUAAAGAUUCCUAAAUUAAAAUCAUUGAGACUUCUACUAUUUGAUUGUUUUAUGUCUAAGUUCUCAAAAUGUAUACUAUUUCUAAUUAGAAUGCUUCUAAUUAUUUUGUAAUGUACUUUUAUUAGAAAAGACUACUGGAAAAUAAUGCUGCUGAAUAAAUUUAAUAAAUGUAUUAUUUUAUCAUAUUCCUAUUCUA
Messenger RNA from Meleagris gallopavo (turkey), 2856 nucleotides. The record is from RefSeq and is a predicted model, not a curated record. NCBI's taxonomy places the organism in Eukaryota, Metazoa, Chordata, Aves, Galliformes, Phasianidae.